Molecule: messenger RNA, 4827 nt
Organism: Asterias rubens (European starfish)
Lineage: Eukaryota; Metazoa; Echinodermata; Asteroidea; Forcipulatida; Asteriidae
Exons: 4
Coding region: 798-4385 (1195 amino acids)
Biological process (GO): postsynaptic membrane assembly; modulation of chemical synaptic transmission; chemical synaptic transmission
Cellular component (GO): synapse; cell surface
Molecular function (GO): neurexin family protein binding; signaling receptor activity
Source: RefSeq, a predicted model, not a curated record
ACGUCGCGCAUUUAUGUGAGCACGUUAUUUCUUGAGGUCGUUGGUUCGAGUCUCACUCUGGUUAAUUUUUUCCAUGUUUACCCCAAAUCAUUAAACUUAAACCUAGUCAGUUUCCUUUGUGGUUAUAUUAUGUGUAACGGAGAAAGCCAAUGCGUAGUAAAAGAACUGAGACUGUGAGGCUCAAGAAACCCUUGGUAUGUGUGUGAAUGUGAUGUGUGUUGUAUUCAACGUUGUCAUCACCCAACUUCACAUUCUGACAGUUUUGUUGGCUAACCAUCAUGUUGUAGCGAUGUGUAAAUCCUUGGGAAUGUCACAGAAUGCAGCACUCUUAAUCGCUUAGGUGGUGGGGGCUUGACAUUUUUGUAGCAUUGUCUGCACAUACGUAAAACGCUUAUUUGGAACAUAGAUUUGGAAAACAUACAUUUGGACAUAUAUUUCUACCUCCAUGUUUGGAAGAUGCCCACUCGAGUGUGACGGUUUUUGCUGAGGUGUGAAGUUAGAAGCGAGAAAGGAGCUAUAGGAGGCCAUCAUGACCGUGCCGAAUUGGCGGCUGCGGUCGCUGCUGGAUCACCACAUGUUGAAGCACUUGAAACAACCUCAGCCGCUACUCCAAACUCUUCCCUUCUGCACAACUUUCUUCGUCGGAUAAUGGGACCUAAUAGCUGAAUGCAGAGUGCAUUUUGUUGUCUUCGUUUCCCAAGUUAGCUAUUUGCUCCGAAACGCAUUUCAAACCUGCUGAAUAUGGGCUAACCCCUUGACACCACUGCAAAGGUUAGCUGCCUCUGCUGACAGUACAGAUGAAAUUUCUGAUGAUGUUGUCUUUAUUGGUUGGAGUCCUUUGCUGGCAACAUGUUGUUGGACAGACAGUUGUUACGAAUACUAGUCUAGGGCAGAUCAUGGGCGAGAAAAUCUCUAGCUUUGGUUUCCCUCCACUAACCCGUUAUAGUGGAAUACCUUACGCUGAACCACCGAUUGGGCCACUGCGCUUUGCCAAGCCGGUUCCCAAAGCAGCCUGGGAUGGGAUUCUCAACGCUACGAUGUUUGGGCCAAGUUGUCCACAGUUCUUCGUAACUUUUAGUGAAGCACUUGACCAGUUUCUCCCCAAUAGAGAUAUUGACGAGGACUGCUUGACUUUAAACAUGUAUAUACCUGAUAAUGAUAUGGACAUCAUGGGGCCACUCCCAGUUAUGGUGUACAUCCAUGGUGGCGGCUUCGUUAACGGACAAGGAUCGCUGUAUGACGGUACCAUCUUGGCUCUACAAGGGAAGGUUAUUGUAGUCACCAUCAACUACAGACUUGGACUCUUUGGAUUCCUCAGUACAGGAGACGAUUCAGCCCCUGGUAAUUACGGACUUUGGGAUCAAAGACUCGCCAUUCAGUGGGUGAAAAAUAACAUCGCAAACUUAGGUGGUGAUCCAAACAAGGUUACUAUCUUUGGUGAAUCUGCUGGAGGUUGGAGUGUAACCUACCAAAUGGCUUCACCUCUGAAUGACCGGACUCUGUUCCAGCGCGUUAUUGCUCAAAGUGGAGCAGCCUUUCCUGGUAUAAUAACACCAACAGAUGUUGCUAGGUAUCAAGCAUGGAAUCUAGGUGAAGUGCUUGGUUGUAACCUUCCUUAUGGAAGUACUACCCGACACUUAAUCAACUGUCUGAGAGAGUUUGACAUGCAGACUCUGCAAAAUAAUUCCAGCUUCAUCAUUGCGGGUGCUGUUAUAGACGGAGACUUCUUACCAAACAUCAACUACCUGACGUCUCUAUCACAAGUAGGACAAUAUGAUCUUCUGAUGGGCGUGAAUAGCCAGGACGGAAGUGUAAUUUCACUUCAUCAGAGAAGUCUAACAACCGAGGAACUCAAAGCAGCCAUUCUGCUAAUAACAACGUACACCUGUGCAUGCAGCAACCCAGAAGACGUCACAAAUGCACUUCUGACGUUUUAUUACGGAGCAGACAAGUUGGACGACCCAAGACAGAAUGUUCUGAAAGCUAUUGAUGUUGGUGGGGAUCUGUAUUUUGAUAUACCAAGUGUCAACUUUCUCCACCGUCACGUUGAAUCCGCUGAGAAUACCAAUACGUACUUUUAUUAUUUCACAUACGACGUUGGAAAGGAGUUUCUAAUUUCAGCAGAAUUCCUUGAUCUGAUUUCGGGCGCACCCCAUGGUCUUGACAUAUUCUACAUGUUUGGGUAUGCACAAGUCCUUCUUACAUCAAGCUCAGAGGCGAUGAUGCUGGCACAACAGUCAGUACAAUACUGGGCGGACUUUGCUCAUAAUGGAAAUCCAAAUGGGGCCGGUCUACCUGAGUGGCCGAAGUUUAACGCUGAGAACGAGACUUAUCUCAUCCUAGAACCAAACAUCACAACUGGGCAACACCUCAAGGCAGAUAAAGUGGCCUUUUGGAGAGACUACGUCCCUACAAUAGCAGAAUCAAUCUAUUCAGAGACCUGUUCAACUGAAGUCCCGGUUAGAGGAGGAAACUCCAAAACGACCGUCGAUAAAACUGUAGUGAUUACAAGUAAAGAUGGUGAUGUAUUAGGGUCCGUUAUUGGUGCCAUUCGGAUCGCAGACGAGGCGGUGGGUGGUGAAGAGGUAGUCGAGUUUCUAGGAAUACCGUAUGCCAAACCCCCCAUUGGGGAUUUACGAUACCGGGCUCCACAAGAAACUGGACCAUGGGGAGAUGAACCACUUGGAUUCCCUGAUAAACUACCCCCUGCCUGCCCUCAAGACAUCCCACUAGAUCCCUGGAUGGUUCGCGCUGGAUUGACGGAAGUCAGUGAAGACUGUCUAACUCUCAACAUCUACGCUCCACUUGUUGCCAACAACUCUUCCUUACCAGUCGUCAUUUUCAUCCAUCCUGGAGGAGGAACUGUCGGUGCGUCAUCUGUUUAUGAUGCUGUACCUCUGUCAUCUAACAUAGAAGCUGUCGUAGUUGUCAUCAACCAUCGUCUUGGAGCAUUGGGAUUCUUGAGUACUGAAGAUGAAGAAGCUCCUGGUAACUAUGGAUUGCAUGACGCGUUGGCUUCUCUCAAAUGGGUCAGUAAGUAUAUAGGCAGUUUCGGAGGUGAUUCUCACCACAUCACUGUGAUUGGUCAUGGAUCUGGGUCAGUUAUUGCACACUUACUCGUCAUGUCAGAGAAGGUAGAGGGGCUGUUUCAGCAAGCUGUACUUAUGAGCGCCUCUGGUCUUGUGCGUCCUCUUUCGAAUCCUGUCCAACCGAGUCCAAUCGAGCAAGCUAGAAUCCUUGCCAGAAGUGUGGACUGUCCAAUCGAUAGCAAUGAGGUAAUGAUCAAAUGCCUGCGUGAGAAACCUGCUCUGGAUGUUGCAGGGAGCAGCAGGUACUCCCCAUUUGAAAUCCCAUUCCGACCAAUAAUCGACGGUAAUAUUCUGACUGAUGAUCCAAGGGCAUUGUUGAAAUCAGGAACAAUCAACAAUGUAGAUUUGAUCAUAGGAAUGACCCAGGAUGAAGUCUCUGCAAUUUCAUUCCCACUCUUUUUCAGCAACGUAAGUUUCUGUCCAACUCAAGAGGAAGCUGAAGGCAUCAUUGCAGUCGUUAGUCGAGCUUCAUUCAAUAACCCUGAGAAGGCUGCCAUAGCUUUCUCCACGGAGUAUCUUGGAUGGAAAGGCAUGGAGGACGAGUGUCUUACAAGAGGGAGUGUCAGGCAGUUUAUGCAAGAUAUGUUGACUGUGUCACCCACAUUGGAAGCAGCUGAGCUUCAUGCUGCUUUGGGAAAAGAAGUUUUUCUUUAUUUGUUCGAUCACAAACCAAGUUCCCACUAUUACAGCUACCUUCCCCCACAAGCAGGACCUGCUUUUGCUGACGAUCUUCAGUUCCUGUUUGGAGAUCCUUACAGCUCCCACGUGGAUGAAUACAAGCUCACCUACCGACUCCAGGACAAACAGAUGAGCUUAGAGAUGAUGACCUUGUGUAAGAACUUCAUUCACAAUGGGAAACCAGGCGUAUCUCGCUCUGGAGUUGAGUGGCCACGUUUUGACAGAGAGAACCUCGCCUUUAUGUCUCUGACUGGCUGUCCUGAAGUUCAAUCUGGUUGGGAUUACGAUUGGCCCCACCUUGUGCAGUUCUGGUCCAACCUACUACCGUCUAUCACAAUGCUGUCGCCCUCAGCCAAGCCGACCAACUACCCAGACACCACCGAUCCAACAGAGCCCUGUCUUGUUGGGAAGGGUAUCGGGUUGAACUUGACCCAAGAUGAAGCAACUUUCCUGAUUGAAGUUCUUGUGGGGGCAUUAAUAGGAAGUUUGAUUUUGUCUGUUCUUUUCCUUGGUGGUUGUGUGGCUUAUAAGACCCGUUCGGCCCAAUACGAAAAGCAAUCAAAGACUGUGUAUCAAAUGGAUAACUAUGAUAAUUCAGAUGAACGGAGAUUAUUUUAAGUUCAGUUUAUGUAUAAGUCACCGUUAGAGGGCGCACCAUGGACUUGCUCAUUAGGGACUUGAGAGUGCACCACACUAAUAAACUCUCAUAUUAUAGCCAAUGCCAAGUAUUCAUAAACACUUCAAGUCUCCAACCUUUUUGUAAACCAAUCAAAUAAUUAUUAUAUAUUUAUUUUUUUGACAACUUAUCUUGAGAUUUCUUUUCAAAUUUGAGCAAGCUAGUCGGUUGGAGUUUUUGCCAAAUACCCAAAGAACAAACACCGCCAACAAAAUUAAAGAGUUUCAUUCCUUUUCAAAACCGACGUGUAAGGGUAAGAUUGCAUGUUUUUUUACCAUGCCCUACAAUAAAUAAGCAGACUAUUAUCUUGCUGACAGUAUCCCUUUAUAUAGAAGAGUUUGCGGUAACACCAUGUAAUAACAAUCUAUAAAUGAACACCUCGUG